Molecule: messenger RNA, 2019 nt
Organism: Neoarthrinium moseri
Lineage: Eukaryota; Fungi; Ascomycota; Sordariomycetes; Amphisphaeriales; Apiosporaceae
Exons: 4
Coding region: 1-2019 (672 amino acids)
Molecular function (GO): metalloaminopeptidase activity
Source: RefSeq, a predicted model, not a curated record
AUGCGACACCUUCGGCCACUGUCGGCCUUGUCUACGAAAGCCCUUCGAUUCGCCUUUCCUGCCCCGGUUCCGAAACCUCGACUUCUGUGUCGCGCGACGCAAGCCCAACGUUUGCUGCACCUCACGCCCCGACCGGUUCGUCGAUUGUACACCACAAAGCCUACCGACAUGGAGACGGUCAACACGUCGGCCCGGCUGGCCGAGCUUCGGAAGCUCAUGAAGGAGAACAGUGUAGAUGUGUACAUUGUGCCGUCCGAGGAUAGCCACUCGUCCGAAUACAUUGCGCCGUGUGAUGCGCGGCGAGAGUUCAUCUCCGGUUUCUCGGGCUCGGCAGGAAUGGCCGUCAUCACACACGAGAAGGCUGCGCUGGCGACAGACGGCCGCUACUUCAACCAGGCUGCGAGACAGCUUGAUGAUAACUGGCUGUUGCUCAAACAAGGAAUCCAGGACGUGCCGACGUGGCAGGAGUGGACUGCCGAGCAGUCGGCCGGUGGGAAGGUUGUCGCUGUGGACCCUACCCUCUUUACGGCCGGUGCUGCGAAGAAACUGGCCGAGAAGAUCAAGAAAAGUGGUGGUAAGGACCUGGUUGCUGUCGACGCCAACCUGGUGGACGGCGUAUGGGCACAAGGGAAGCCUAGCCGACCCAACGAGCCAGCUAUCGUGCUCGACGAGAAGUUUUCCGGCAAGGAUGUGAAGGCCAAGUUGACUGACCUGCGCAAGGAGCUCGAGAAGAAGAAGUCGCUUGGUUUUGUGGUGUCUAUGCUCGACGAGAUCGCUUGGUUGUUCAACCUCCGCGGCAACGAUAUCCCGUAUAACCCGGUCUUCUUUUCCUACGCCAUAGUGACAGCCGACAAGGCCACGCUCUACAUUGACUCAUCCAAGCUGAGCGGGGAGUGCAAAUCCUUCUUGACCGGCAAUAACGUUGACAUCAAGCCCUACGAGGCCAUUUUCAAUGAUGCUACUGCUCUUGGUCAGUCCGCCAAGGCGAGCAGCACUGGAUCUGCCGAGGAGGCCAAAAAGUUCUUGAUCUCAAACCGGGCCUCUUGGGCGCUCAAGCGUGCGCUCGGUGGAGAUGAUCUAGUCGAGGAGGUACGAAGCCCUGUUGGAGACUCCAAGGCAGUGAAGAAUGCGACGGAGCUGGAAGGUAUGAGACAGUGCCACAUUCGCGACGGUGCUGCUUUGAUCGAGUACUUCGCUUGGCUCGAGGAUCAGUUGAUCACCAAGAAGGUGACUCUUGAUGAGGUUCAGGCCGCAGACCAGCUAGAGGCUUUCCGUGCUAAGAAGGAUCGUUUCGUUGGCCUGUCGUUUGACACCAUCUCAUCUACAGGGGCCAAUGCUGCUGUAAUCCAUUACAAGCCUGAACCAGGCAAUUGCUCGACCAUUGAUCCCAAUGCAAUCUAUUUGUGCGACUCUGGGGCGCAGUAUUUGGACGGUACCACUGACACUACCCGCACUUUGCACUUUGGAACGCCCACAGCAGCUGAAAUUGAGGCAUAUACAUUGGUCCUGAAAGGCAACAUUGCGCUGGAUGUCGCCAUCUUUCCCAAGGGCACUACUGGGUUCGCGAUUGACUGCUUGGCUCGUCAGCAUCUUUGGCAACAAGGACUUGACUACCGUCAUGGCACAGGCCAUGGUGUUGGUUCCUACUUGAAUGUGCAUGAAGGCCCGAUCGGUAUUGGCACUAGAAUACAGUACUCGGAGGUCGCGCUCGCUGAGGGCAACGUGAUCUCCAAUGAGCCUGGCUUCUACGAGGAUGGCAAGUUUGGCAUUCGUAUUGAGAAUAUCAUCAUGAUCAAGAAGGCCGAGACAAAGCACUCGUUUGGCGACAAGCCGUGGUUUGGCUUCGAGCACGUCACCAUGGUGCCCUACUGCCGCAAGCUCAUCGACACCAACCUCUUGUCGGAAGUGGAGAAGAAGUGGCUCAACGAUUACAACGAUGAGAUAUUCAAGAAGGUCAGCCCCCUGAUUGAGGACCAACUCACCAAGGCAUGGUUAGAAAGGGAGACACGGCACUUCUAA